Strongylocentrotus purpuratus (purple sea urchin) is the source of this 970-nucleotide messenger RNA. RefSeq lists its product as uncharacterized. Lineage: Eukaryota; Metazoa; Echinodermata; Echinoidea; Camarodonta; Strongylocentrotidae. The record is from RefSeq and is a predicted model, not a curated record. The transcript is spliced from 4 exons. Gene Ontology annotation, molecular function: monocarboxylic acid transmembrane transporter activity. Bases 185 to 970 code for a protein of 261 amino acids. Gene Ontology annotation, biological process: transmembrane transport.
UUGAAGGAGUUUAGUUGCACGACGUCACUUUGAGAAUGUUUCUUCUAUAAGGGUGCCACAUGGGAGAGCAGUAAUCUAGUGCUGGUAUCACAAUUGACUUAUAUAACUGUGUGAGUCUCUUGUUGACCGUAGUUGAACAAGUACGGUACGCUUAUCAACUAGAAGGAGUCGGUUAUCAGUCAAUAUGGUGUCGAAAACACUGAAAUUACGCUCUGCCCGAGGUGCUGACGAACCCCCGACAGAUUCCCGGCGUCAUGUCGUCUUGCUGGCAACAUUUUUCUUCCUAGUUCUCGAAGCAGGUGUACUCAAAUCUUAUGGAGUUCUUCUCUCACCCAUGGUUUUCCAGCUAGACAGUAAUUUUGCAACCAUUGGCGUCAUAUUUUCUUUGUCAUGGACCUUGGAAUACACAUGUGCGGUAAUUGUGAAGCCACUGGUAAAUCGUAUUGAUCCAAACAAGAUAUCUAUGGCUGGGGGACUCAUAGCUGGUGUUGCCCUGACAACGUCUUCUUUCACUCGUACUACCUGGGCUUUAGGAACCCUCUUCAUUUUCUUCGGUAUUGGUCAAAGCAUGGUAUUAGUUCCCGCAAUCAUCUGUCUACACCGUCACUACAAAGAAAGAUUCGCAUUCGCCAGCUCCUUUGCCUUUGUAGGUUCUCUUGUCGGGGUGCUCAUUUUACCUAUCGUAACUGAAGUUUUGAUUGAAUCUUACGGACCACACAACGCUCUCCUAAUCUUAGGUGGACUUUGCCUCAACAUGUUCCCGAUUGGACUUGUCCUCAAAUUGCCGAAGGAAAAGCAUAAGCAACCAUCUGUGUUGACUUGUAAACAUCUCUUAGAGUCUGUUGAUGCUGGUUCAACCAGGACAAAGGAAUUUCCUUCAGAGAAAAACGUUUCCCAAACUCACCAGGUAGAAUGCCAUAUUCUUCAAAAUCUAGGAUAUAACCUAAUUAUAUUAUGGGAAAAGAAAUAG